AGUCACUCCGUAGCCGUGAUACUAUACUGUGAUACUAUACGGAGAUAUGUACUCAGUAUAAUCCAACCUUGGCUACCCUAGCUGUGACGGUUAUAAAGCUUUAUUAUUAUUUUAUUAGUGCUAGAAGGACAAAAUGGGAACAGGAGACAGGAAUCAAAACUCAAUAUUAAAAGGAAUCCUACAAAAUGGUUCCACCUUCAAUUAUCCUGCUGUUCGGUUUGGACGGGUACCUAAACGUGAAAAGGCCAAAAUUUUGGCCGCCAUGCAGUCAAGCAAGGCCAAGAUCAUGGAGAGCCGAGUUCUUUUUGAGAUGUCGGACGAGCGUAAGAUAAUAGACACAAUUGUUCGCGCGCAUUAUGAUACUUGUGAUUAUACAGUAGAGAAGAUAAAACCGUUUAUUAGCGGUGCACAAAAUCAACUCAAGCUUGCAACAUGCACGGGACAGACGUGUCCGAUGAAAGGAGGCUCAGAACAGUCUUUCUUAGAUGAGUUUUCAGAUAGAUUUAUGGAUCAUGUUAGACAGGUUUGCACAUUUGCAAAAUGUAUUCCUGGUUUUAAAUGUCUUCAACAUGACGACCAGGUUACCCUCCUCAAGUCCUGUGUAUUCGAGGUUCUAACAGUUCGUCUUUCCGGACUAUUCAGUAAUCAGAGCUUGGUUUGCUUGAACGGGGAUGUGAUACGGCGGGAGACGAUAUCUGCGAUGCCAGCAGGAAACGCCAAGUUCCUCAUGGACAGCGUUUUCGAGCUGGCGCAGAGGAUCAACAGAUUUAGGCUCUCAGAUGCCGAGAUCGGUCUCUUCUGUUCCGUCGUCAUUAUUACAGCAGAUCGUCCUGGUUUGCGGAACCCGGAGCUGGUUGGAAAAAUGCAGAGUAAGCUGAAGAAUGUUCUCCAGAAUAUCUUGGUUCCCCAGCAUCCACAGAACACAACCAUGUUCUCCGAGCUCCUCACCAUCAUUCACGACCUCAGGACCCUCAACACACUUCAUACAGAGAAAUUCCUACAUCAGGCCAAAGCUACGAGGGACGAGGUCCACGCCGCCACCUCUCCCCAGUCCAACCACUCCCAGGUCAUGUACGAUAGGGACUGGGAGGACAACAACAUGGACCAGGACUCUACGGGGUCCAGGAGUCCACAGUCAUCAGAUAGUCCCGCUACCAGUCACUCUUUCAGUAUGGAGGACCUGAGAAGGUCUCCAAUGGGUUCAGUCUCGAGCAGUGAGUCCCUUGGGAACUCAGAACCCUUCAGUAAACUUUCUGUAAAUGAUUUAAAGAUCCAUGGUGUUGGAUCCGUCCUGCUAAACGCACUUACCUCUCCGGCCCUGUCCCAGGUCGGAGGGAACAGGAAAAGAGAAAUGUCCAGGUUGAGUGAAACCGGAGCCAGAUCUCACGGUGAACUCGGAACCAGCUCCGGAGAACAGAAAUGUCCGUUUAACACGAGAAAACUGGAUUCUCCAAGUGAUUCCGGAAUUGAUUCACCAAAGGCACAAGGUUCACAAAGUACAAACACGAGCGUAUGCUCCAGCCCUCGCUCCAGUAUGGAGGAAGCCCAGGGUGGAGAGGAGGAGAGACAUGAAUCCUUGGAGGAGCAGCAUCCACUGCUUAAACGUGCUCUACAGCAACCUCCACAGCCCUUUAACAUGGGUGGAGUAUCCAUGUUUCAGGACGAGGUAUAUAAACCACACAAAAAGUUCAGACAUAGUGGAAGACGGGACGGAGAUGAACCCACCUCAUCAACUCAGGACUCAUCUUCUCCUGGUCCUAGUCUAGUACACACACACAGCAUCCUUGCUACACAGUUGGCGGCUCCGCCCUCCUUUAGUCAGACCAGGAGGUCCCCGCCCCCACAGUCUCUACUUGCUUCUACCCUGAGUAGACCCGUCUCGGUUGCGCGAGCGAAGCGGGACGAGGAACGAAGCGAACUUCUGGCAAACCUGAUUCUUGACAGUGGAAGAUACAGACCUGGGAAAUCACAGUCUUUGUUAAUGUGCGCACCUCUACCUGCGCACACAAACAUUCCUGAACUUUGGGGAGCGCAGUCGACCAGUCGACAUAUACCUGUCCCUGUAGCUCCCUCCCAACCUUCAUCCUCUACCCUGGCCUCUCCUAGACCAGCCUCAAGACCAAUAGAAGCACAGAAAUCCUCCCAACUAAGGUCUGCCCUGACAGACUCUCAACCUCUAAACCUCUCGGUUCGAACUCCUCCUCCUCCUCCCUCCAACAGCAUACCGGCAGAACGCGCUUAAUUCAAAUCACAAAUGUGUGCAUACAGAUUUUAAAUGACUUUAUGCGCUCAGCGCUCUAUUUAUUCAACCAGAAAUACGAUCCUUAAAUGUUUCCAAGUGAUUGGCGUCUAUAUAUAUUUCUUUAGUGUCUACUAUCCUUACCUGGAGGCCGGUAGAUAUUCAGCCUCUUCUCCUCAUAACUUGGGCUAUUACUCAUUUCAUAGAGGCAUUAGAGUUGACCCCUCCUAGCCAUAGCGCUGGGUGUCGGUCAACCAACCUUACUGUACAGGAUUCAAAUUGUAAAUAGGUUUACUAGGUGUACAAACACUACAUACAUAUAGGCAAAUAUCAGCCGUACUCGAGUCAUUUGGAGCGGUGCAAUAAUACCCCCCCCCCCCAUCCCACCCACCCUCCAUAAAAUUGUGAUACCAAUACAAAACCAAUUCUACAAGCUCGGCAUUUACAGAUGUAGCGACAGAUAUGUAUUAAAAACCACAUCAGUCUUAAAAAUGCAAAUUCGGACCCUCUCUUGAUAAAAAAUUUAUUUUUUCAAAAAUCUGUAAUCUGAUAAAACCAUGGAGCAAAUGUUUAAAAUCCUAUUUGAUGAAAUUAGUAUGUAUUUACUGGCUCACUGUUGUAAGAUGUUAUAUUACCAAAAAACCGUAAUAAAUUCAACAUUAGAAGUCACUUGAAAAAUCUCUUCUCUUAGAAAUAUUAGUUUUGUUCCCGGUGUCAUGUUUUUUCUCUUCAGUUUUCAAACCAGAGUAAGUAAAAUUUUCAAACAUAAUUAGAGUUGAGAUUUUUGGGUGAUGAUUUAGAUCUCCUUGUCUAGUUAUCUAUCUCUCCUACAAAGUUCAGGACUCAGGUUUAGAUAUUGAGUUCUGGUCAGUGCUGAACUUAGAUCUGGAGCUUAAGAUAAAAAUUAGACCUAGAACUCCAAUUCUUAAUGCAAAACUUAGACCUAGAACUUUAACAUUUGUUAAGUAAAGAUCUAGGAUGGAACUGAACCUAUAUCUAGGAUGGAACUAAACCUAUAUCUAGGAUGGAACUAAACCUAGAUCUAGGAUUAAACUUAACCUUGAUCUAGGAUGGAACUAACCCUAGAUCUAGGAUGGAACUGAACCUAAGUCUAGGAUAGAACUGAACCUAAAUAUAGGAUGGAACUGAAUCUAUAUCAAGAAUUAAACUGAACCAAUAUCUAGGAUGUAACUAAACCUAUAUCUAGAAUUGAACUAAACCUAUAUCUAGGAUGGAACUAAACCUAGAUCUAGGAUUAAACUUAACCUUGAUCUAGGAUGGAACUAAACUUAUAUCUAGGAUGGAACUGAACCUAAAUCUAGGAUGAAACUGAACCUAAAUAUAGGAUGGAACUGAACCUAUAUCAAGAAUUAAACUGAACCAAUAUCUAUGAUGGAACUAAACCUAUAACUAGAAUUGAACUAAACCUAUAUCUAGGUUAGAACUAAACCUAUAUCUAGGAUGGAACUAAACCUAGAUCUAGGAUUAAACUCAACCUUGAUCUAGGAUGGAACUAAACCUAUAUCUAGGAUGGAACUAAACCUAGAUCUAGGAUGGAACUGAACCUAUAUCUAGUAUUGAACUGAACCUAUAUCUAGGAUGGAACUAAACCUAGAUCUAGGAUGAAACUAAACCUUGAUCUAUGGUUGAACUAAACCUGAACCUGAACCCGAGAGCGGAGAAGUGUGCAUGAAGUGUAUUUGUAAGCUUGAGAGUUGGAUCUAUGAACCUGUCAGUUAAAUAAAUGUGACUAAAGUUGAAA
Eurytemora carolleeae is the source of this 4001-nucleotide messenger RNA. Its product is annotated as nuclear hormone receptor E75. Gene Ontology annotation, molecular function: RNA polymerase II cis-regulatory region sequence-specific DNA binding; nuclear receptor activity. Lineage: Eukaryota; Metazoa; Arthropoda; Copepoda; Calanoida; Temoridae. The record is from RefSeq and is a predicted model, not a curated record. The transcript is spliced from 6 exons. Gene Ontology annotation, biological process: cell differentiation; hormone-mediated signaling pathway; positive regulation of transcription by RNA polymerase II. The coding region runs from base 134 to 2242 and encodes 702 amino acids.